AGACGAGAAAAGACGAAGCUGAGAAAUUGAAAAGACGACCCAGAAAAAGAGGGGUGGGAGUACCAUCGAACAAUUUCAUGUCCAUCUUGCCUGACAAAGCCCAAGGAUCCAGUUCGUCGUCUUCUUCUCCAACUCCUUCUGCAAACCCUAGCUCUUCUAAUCAUGGACGCUUCUGCUCCUCCUCUCAAUCUCCAUCCCGCCAAUUUCACUCCUUUGGAUCGCUUCAGAUCGCCCACUCUCAAUCUCAAUCUCAAUCUCCUCCCAACGCUGUGUCCCCAGAAAAUUCAGGAUCCUUCGUCUCUGGUACUCAAGAUUCUGGUGGGAUUUUCAAAGAGGUAAUUGAGUUGGGGAGAAAUGUCGACAAUAAUUUAUCUCACCAAAUGCCCAACGUGCAUUCCCAGAGUCGCUCUGGUGGACGAGGAGCUGGAUCAGCCCAGGGUAGAGGGAAAUUCUCAGGAACCACAGUUUCUCCUCGAAAUCAACAAAGUGCUGGACUUGUAAAUUCUCAUGGAAGCUCUGCAUCAUCAGGAGGAAGAAAAGCUCAAGUGACGAGUGGCAAUCACUUGUUAAAUUUUCAUUAUGACCCUAUUUCUCGUUCUCAACCUAGAGCUCCUCCUCCAAGAAGGCAGCACAAGAUAAAGCCUUACAAUAAAGAUCUAUUUCUUCAGGCAAACUACAAAUUUGUGGUGCUAGAUUCGGGGAACUAUACCCCUGAAUCAAUGGAUCCAGAUAAAAUGUUACGGUGGGAGGACAUUAUAUGCUUGAGAUACUCUACCUCGUCUACUGUUCAAUGUCCAAUUUGUCUGGAAUCUCCUCUUUGUUCACAGAUAACCUCAUGUGGACAUAUAUUUUGUUUCCCCUGUAUUCUUCAGUACUUGUUAAUGGGAAAGGAGGAUGCGAAAGGUGACUGCUGGAAAAGAUGUCCUUUAUGUUUUGUUAUGAUAUCACCUAAGGACUUGUAUACUCUCUUCAUUGAGAAUGUUAAUGAGUACAGGGUUGGUGAUAAAGUAGAGUUUCUACUUUUAACUCGACAGAAGGACUCCUCUAUGCUGUCCCACAAAAAUAAACAGAAGAAAGAACUUAACAUAGGGAGCCCUGAAGAAACUUAUGAUCCAUUUUCAAAGUUUACAUUUACAUCAGAUGUAGAUCUGUCAGUCAGAAAGGCAAUUUCUGAUCUAGAUGGUUGGUUAGUAAGAGCAGACUCGGGGCUUGUUGAUGACCUAGAGAGGCUUCCAUAUGUUUGUGCUGCAAUGGAACAAUUAGAACAGAGAAAGAAGUAUUGGGAUGAGCACCGUGCGUGUGAUAAUGUUAAAUCUUCUGAAUUUGGUCGCAAUACCGGUUCAUACGCUACACAGCCAGCCGCAAAUGCUACUCAAAAUAACAUUGAUUUAGUAGGCUCUAAAGUUGAAACUUUGUCUACUGAGGUCUCUGAUAAAAAUAAGAGUUUCGACAAUAUAGAAAGAAUUUGUUUAGAUGUACAGAUCUGUUCUGAUCAGUCUGCAGACGCGGCAGAAUCAUUAGGGCCCCAAGAAAUCGUGUUAUCUUCUUCGUACGAUGAAAGCAAUGAGAGGAACUCAAAGGUCUUUGGAGAUGUCAAGGAGAAGGAUUCUUACAAUUUUUACCAGGCAGCUGAUGGUCAGCACAUCAUUCUCCACCCAUUAAAUAUGAAGUGUCUACUACAUCAUUUUGGGAGCCCCGAUUUGCUGCCUGACAGAAUAUCUGGAAAGAUUUUGCAAUUAGAGACAGUGACUCAGUCAGAAGCCAUAAGGAGGCGUUUUCGCUUCUUGAGCCAUUUUUCUUUAACUACAACUUUUCAGCUAUGUGAAAUCGAUUUGGGCGAGCUUUUACCCCCUGAUUCCAUGCUUCCAUUUAUGGAUGAAAUAAAGAAACGUUCAAAGCAAAGGAAGCAAGUUGCUCGCAAGGAGCGGAAAGAGAAAAUCAAGGCCGAAGCUGCUGUAGAGGGUCCAAUGCCUAUAUAUUCCAAUUUUGUGCAGUCAUCUCGUGAUGAAUCCCCUAUUUUCUCCAUGGAUGACUUUGAAGCUUUAGGAACUUCAACUGUGGCAUCAUCAAGUUCUUCAGUUGUUGGGGAACGGAGACUCUUUUCAAAUGUAACAAAGCUUGGUUUUGCUGCUGGGCAUGAUUCUCCAGCUCUGAAAAUUGAGGAAACUAGUUCUCAACAUGAAAACUCUGCGACAACGGAGUCUUCUUCCACUGGUUCAAGAAACACCGGUGUACUGUCAUUCGCUAAUGUAAUAUCUAGAGACAAAGCUGUUGAAAGCUUAGAGGCACCGAAGAUGAACGAAUUGGGAAAGAAAGGCAAGAAACCAAGUCGUGUCCUUUUGUCAACAGCAGGUGGUCGGCGCUAUUAAUUUUCAUGACUAUAAUGGCAAAAUUAUGAAGCAUCUCUAAGUUCACCAUACUCGAACAGUUUUCUCUAGGGUUUGGCCGUUCUUUCAUGUUGUUUGUCUUUUUUUAGUUGUACAAAAUGCAUCUGCUUCUGGCCAUGUCCUGUCCCUGUAUUGGCCAUGGUGGUUUAUUUGCAAUGUAACUAUAUAGUACCCUCUCACUUUCCACAGUUUGGUGUUCUUACCAAAAUGAGAGAAAAUUUAACUAAUGGUUUAUGAAUUUUGAGCAAAAGUAGUACUUUUUAGAGUGGCCUUUAGUAGGUUUUUAUUGCAAACCAAUAUUCAUUCACUUGGACCAUUAUUAGGGAUCCAAUUGGAGUGACAUUUAGAUUGGUCCAAGUGAAAGAUCUUAUUUAACUUCAUUUUUCUAAUUGAGUGAAAAAUCAACUUUUGAAGAAUCACUAAUGAAUGAUGCAUUUUGUUUA
Messenger RNA from Humulus lupulus (European hop), 2830 nucleotides. RefSeq lists its product as uncharacterized. The coding region runs from base 78 to 2369 and encodes 763 amino acids. Gene Ontology annotation, molecular function: transcription cis-regulatory region binding; metal ion binding. Gene Ontology annotation, biological process: positive regulation of transcription by RNA polymerase II. NCBI's taxonomy places the organism in Eukaryota, Viridiplantae, Streptophyta, Magnoliopsida, Rosales, Cannabaceae. The transcript has 9 exons. The record is from RefSeq and is a predicted model, not a curated record.